Haliotis rufescens (red abalone) is the source of this 6065-nucleotide messenger RNA. RefSeq names its product E3 ubiquitin-protein ligase SMURF2-like. Bases 106 to 2370 code for a protein of 754 amino acids. The transcript has 18 exons. Gene Ontology annotation, biological process: ubiquitin-dependent protein catabolic process; negative regulation of BMP signaling pathway. The record is from RefSeq and is a predicted model, not a curated record. NCBI's taxonomy places the organism in Eukaryota, Metazoa, Mollusca, Gastropoda, Lepetellida, Haliotidae. Gene Ontology annotation, molecular function: protein binding; ubiquitin protein ligase activity.
UGCUCAUUUGCAUGUGAACAGCUUGGUGCACAUGAAGUCAACACUGGAGUAAGUUGGCUUAUGUCUACUACACAAAGAGGAUGUUAAAAUACAAAUUUCGUUUGAAUGAUGGCUAGUGAAGGGCCAAGGAGGAAUGGACCCAUGAAAUUACGACUUACAGUAUUGUGUGCCAAAAACUUGGGCAAGAAAGACUUUUUCAGAUUGCCUGAUCCAUUUGCCAAGAUCAGCGUUGAUGGCUCGGGCCAGUGCCAUUCAACCGACACCUGCAGGAAUACACUAGAUCCAAAGUGGAACCAGCAUUAUGACCUAUACAUUGGACCGAAGGAUUCCAUCACAAUCAGUGUAUGGAAUCACAAGAAGAUCCACAAGAAGCAGGGUGCAGGCUUCCUCGGCUGCGUGCGCAUCAUGUCCAAUGUCAUCCAGCAGCUCAAGGACACAGGCUUUCAAAGAUUGGACUUGACGCGGCAGAGUCAAGAUGACAGCGAGACUGUCCGCGGACAGAUUGUCAUCAGUCUCAUCUCGCGGGACCGUGGAGGUUCGGGGCCCAUGAACACGGAUGCCACCGGGAUACCUCCAUCAAUACCUUACGAUCCCAACGAACUUCCCGAAGGAUGGGAGGAGCGUCGCACAACAAGUGGCCGUGUACAUUAUGUGAAUCAUGUAACCAGGACUACGCAAUGGGACAGACCCACAAGGCCUGCAAAUGAGUGUCGCCGCCCUGUCAGUGUGGUGAACCCUGUGGUGAGCAGUCCUGGGUCAUCGUCAUCGUCAUCCUCCCCCAGCAGCACCCCUGAUGACAGCAACAACAACCCCAACCACCAGUUCGUGAGACGCCGGUCGACGCGCAGGCGGCAAUAUCUCAGUCGGGCUGAACUGCACAAUGCUGUCACUUUACCAGAGGGAUAUGAACAACGGACCACCCAGCAGGGCCAGGUGUACUUCCUGCACACAAGGACAGGGGUCAGCACAUGGCAUGACCCCAGAGUGCCCAGGGAUAUUUCCAAUCUGAAUCUUGGUGAGGAAGAUCUGGGUCCCAUGCCUCGAGGAUGGGAGUUGAGACAGACAGGGAAUGGGCGUGUCUACUUCGUGGAUCACAUUAACCGAACCACCCAGUUUACAGACCCCCGACUCUCAGCCAACAUCCAGCUCAUUCAACAGAAAUUGACAUUUUCCAGAAAAAAUUCUGACAAGGAGAAUGACAUUCCUCUGCCCAAGUACAAGCGUGACCUGGUCCAGAAGAUGAAGAUUCUCAAGCAGGAGUUCAGUGCUCUGCAGCCCCAGGCAGGUCACUGCAGGAUGGAGGUGUCCCGGGACGAGAUAUUCGAGGAUUCUUACCGACAAGUCAUGAAAAUGCGCUCUAAAGACUUGCGGAAACGUCUCAUGGUGAAGUUCCGUGGAGAAGAAGGUCUCGACUAUGGUGGUGUUGCAAGGGAAUGGUUCUACCUGCUGUCCCAUGAGAUGCUGAACCCUUACUACGGCCUCUUCCAGUACUCCAGGGAUGAUAUCUACACGCUCCAGAUAAACCCAGACUCAGGGGUCAACCCAGAGCACUUGUCCUACUUCCAUUUUGUUGGCCGUGUUAUUGGCAUGGCAAUUUUUCAUGGUCACUACUUGGACGGUGGCUUUACCAUGCCCUUCUACAAGCAGUUGCUAGGGAAACCUGUUGCUCUUGACGACCUGGAGAGUGUGGAUCCAGAGCUGCACAGAAGUCUUGUGUGGAUGUUGGAUAACAACAUUGAGGCAGUGCUGGACCACACCUUCUCGGUGGAACACAACUCCUUCGGGCAGGUCCAGGAACAUGAACUCCGUCCAGGGGGAAAGGUUAUCAAGGUCACAGAAGAAAACAAGAAGGAAUAUGUCAGGUUGUAUGUGAGCUGGCGAUUCAUGCGCGGCAUAGAGGCCCAGUUCUUGGCAUUACAGAAGGGUUUCAAUGAAAUCAUUCCCCAGCACCUACUACGACUCUUUGAUGAACGUGAAUUGGAGCUUAUGAUCGGUGGUCUUGGAAAGAUUGACAUUGAUGACUGGAAGAAGCACACCCGACUAAAGCAUUGUACCGCUGAGAGCAACAUCUGCAAGUGGUUCUGGCGGGCAGUCGACAGCUUUGAUGAUGAAAUGCGCGCUCGACUGUUACAGUUUGUAACGGGCAGCUCAAGAGUACCAUUGCAGGGAUUCAAAGCUUUACAAGGCUCAACUGGUGCUGCCGGACCCCGCCUCUUCACGAUACAUCAGGUGGACGUCCAAACAGACAACCUGCCCAAGGCUCACACAUGCUUUAACAGAAUUGACAUCCCUCCUUAUGAGAACUACGAGAAGUUUCUCAGUAAAUUGACUUGUGCUGUUGAAGAGACAUGUGGUUUCGCGGUAGAAUAACAUGAGCCACAAACGUUGUUGUGGUACAAGCGCCGUCAAAUCUUGACUUGCAGUAGUGCUAAAGAGACCUAACAAUGGCAGUCAAGUGGAAAGUGUCUGGUCCCGGAAGGAAACAAAACAGUUUUCAACGUGGACCAACUUUUCUGCCCAGUGAGUUGUGAUUUGGAGAACACAGAAGGGCCUUGUGUACAUGGACAUAAUCGCAAUGUACCCAUUGCCGCAUAAACUGCGGACGUGCGACCCUGUGCUCCCAGGUUGUGGGUGAACAAACAAUGCAAGACAUAUUUUAACACCAUUUGUAGAUAGCUGUUGGUGUUCUGAAUCCAGCAUUGCAUCAUAGAUACAGUCUGUGUACAGUGUGUGUGGCCACUGUACAUGUAUUUAUACGACCAUCGUGAUCCAACGUAUAGGGUCUGUUGUAGAACACCUCAGUGUAGAGCAGUAUGCAAGUCUCCUUGCCCACCUGGUUUAUGCUGUAUGUAGCCGUGUGAAUCUGAAUAGCAUUCUACAGAUGACUGUGCUUGGGUGAUUGCAUAUGAUUGCAUAUUGCAAUGUGUGAAAUCAACUUUGUGAGUGGGUAUUUUAUGAAUGGGACAUCCAUACCCAUCAGUUAUUUGUCCAGCGAGUUCCAUCGAAAUGCCAACAUCUUCAACUAGUUCACAUCUUCCAAAGUAUGAAAUCUGCCAAAGAUUGUAGACAUGCACAUGUUUCUCUUUGGUGAAUCUGUCCAUUAAUGAUAAUAAAAGCAAUAAUAUUUAAGUUGAUUUUGUGAAUACCUCACAUUAUUUUGUGGAAUAUGCAUUGCUGAUAACUCUGGUAUUUUUGAGUCCCUGUCUGGCAUAGUGCUAGGUGGAAGAGAUAGUGUAUGAGAAGUAUGGCGCCAUGACUCUGGGACAUCUGCUCGCCAACAGGGGUUGCCGACACACGGUAGUCUGGUGUGUAAAUGUGCCGAUAGGCUAUGUACUAAUACCUCAUGUAGCCAUCAGCUUCAGUGUUUGGUGAAAUGUUGUCUGUUGUACAGAAAGUUCAGAGAGUAUUACAUUUUACCUGUAAUUUGUCAAGUCAUUCGAACAGUUAGUGAAAGGAAUGAGUGUAUACUAAAUGACAAAUAUGUAGUUUAAGUUUCAGUUGUUUCAAAUAUAAUUUAAAAAAUUACAUGAUUUAUAUGUAAUUAUAUUUCAGUUUUAUAGUCCCACUGCUAUGUAGGUACAAGUAAGUAUAGUAUUCACAAAAACAUUAACAGUUGUAGAAAAGCACAAAUAUCGUAAAUCUGACAUCUGUAUGAAUGACAUGGCCAAGAUGGCUUGAAUACAACACUGCAGGUUUUUACAGAAUCGUUUUACUUGACACACAGGAUGCCCAUCAAGCCUUUAAAGAAAUCCUCUUAUUUUUAAUACUCAAGUCAUACAAAUAUGAUAUUUAAUGAUUGUACACGUGUAUGUUUUCUUAUGUACCAUUUCUGCUUCUCUGAUGCGUGGUAUGUGAUUGUCAACAUACUGGUAUCUGUUUAACACAUCCGAUUUUAAAUUUGGUUAAUACUUUGUGAUUUUAUGUAGUAUUUUUUAUGAAUUCUCCCAUUAUACCUUACCAGUGUUUUAGCAGGAUAAGGGUGAUGGUUGGGUGGUGUCACUGAUUUCUGUCAGUACUUGAGUUGGUAUGUGCAACUUUGAUGUCUUAUGUUCAGAAUGUCCCUUCCCUCAUCCUUUUCUCAGAGUGCAGGACUACUGUCCACUUUGUUUGAAAUCACUGGAGACAGUGCAUGAACAAGUUUGAAACUUGAAACUUGAUAGGAUUUCUGAAUGGCCUAAAAUUUAAGAAUCUUCUUUUGUUUUGGAGAGUGCCUUUGAAAAACACUACUGUAGUGGAUGGGUGGCUUGACAGUGGAAUUUGAAUUCUCCAUUGGGAUCUUGAUUACAAAUUGGGUAGCCACUUGUCUACCUGUAGCCAUCCCUGAGUAUUUCUAAACCACAGACAUACACUUGGUAAUUUUGAUUUCUGAAUUUAACAGAUUUCUUACUCCAGUGGUAUUACCUAAUGUCAGUGAAGGAUUUGAACUUGUAUUGAUACGACGGUAGGAAAUGUUAGAUGAAAUUCACACACCAUCAUUAAGGGCCAGUAAUCUGCUAAGGUAUGUAAGAAAUAUUGCACUUCCACAUGACUUUUAGAACUUAGUUCCAGAAUGCUUGUAGGAUGUGAGAGCUUGGUAGCAUGUGUUAACAGCUAGAUGUCUAGCGAGCACUGGAUACAGGAAUUUAACCACAGUUCACGUAAUACUGUUAUGACAUUCACAUUCUCAUUAUCAAGUCUUUGAAACAUCCUAUUUUGAUUUCAAUCUGACUCAGUUCUUUCUGCAUCCUGCAUCUGAACAAAUUCUGCUGUAAAUUGCUUUUCAUAAAAUAAUUUUGUGGCAUAUUAGCUACCUUACUACCUUUUCUACCUGCAUUUAUGAAAUGGUAUGUUCCAAGCUUAGGUUUAGAUCAUUCCAUGUCGUAAUACAGGUAGAAGCAUUACCUUAUUUAUACUGACAUAAUUGUAUAUCAUUUGAUUCGGUUUUGCCUUGAACUAAUCUCAAGGCUAUAUAAGCAUUGUGAAAGGAGAUCCUUGUAAAACUGUUUACUAUUAGUGAUCUCACUUGAUGUACAUGGUAUUUUUCCGUUUUUUUAAACUCAUGUGUGGUUAUAUCUGAUUAUUCAUUGAUUUUGUGAGAUGGGUUAUCUCCCUUUAGACAUAAAAUCAACCCAGAUAUGUAACAUUUGUUUCAUUGACAACUUUUGGUAAAGAAAGUAAUGAAAUAUUCUUGGUGGCUGAAACCUAUUUGGCUUGAGAAACUGUUUCAAACUUUGGAGUAAUGUGUAACAUUUAUCCAUCUUCAAUUUCAUAUUUUGUGUUUGGACUGACUGAUGUGUGUAAAGGGAGAAAACCCAUUAAUGAUUUGUGUGCCUUUCACUUUGAACUGUACCUCAAGGGUCUCGACAUGCUCAAAGAGUUAUGAAUCUGUUAGUGUGUAUUGCCAGCCCCUCUCCCAAGAAUCUUUCUUACUGUAAAAGUGAUCACUCAAAGACAUGCCGUGUCAUUUUCAAGGACAACCAAGAUAAAAAAAAUUAUGUGCAAAAAGAUAAUUUCAGACCAUUUAUCAUAUUUCCAUGAGACAGUUUGAAAUAAAUCUGUUUGCUGUCAAUUAAGUAAGUUUUGUCAUGUCAUAGGAAUUUCUUCCGCAUAUUUGGUCAUCUAUAUAUUUUUCGUAUCCGUAAUCUCAAGCAUUGAUUACAUGAUUCAGUACACAAACAGAAUCGCAAUUCCUGUUUCAAGUCUCUUUCACGUACAGUUACACAAACAUAUUUGUAUCGAAAUAAGUACGGUCCAUGGGUCGCCAUUCAGUGAUGAUGGAUUGGAUGUGUUUUGAAAAAUCAGGAUCAAAAUGCUUUUGAUACAAUUUUCAUACAUUGUAUAAAUGCAUUCACAUGUUUUACCAUGUUUUUCAACUCUGACCACCUUUAGAUCAGGAGAUAUCCCUACGAGAUUACUGUCGUGUCCUAGUCACUGGAGCCGACAAUGUAUGUUCCAUCUUGGACUGCUCCGCGCCUCCCACGUCUGUCUGCCUUCACGUCCAUCUGUCUAAAGCCCUCCUCUGUACAGUCCACACUUCCAAUGUAAUAUUUUUUUCCAAUAAGUGAAAUAAAUGUGGUCAGUUUUUA